Messenger RNA from Plutella xylostella (diamondback moth), 3286 nucleotides. It is a transcript of the gene HDAC1, whose product is annotated as histone deacetylase 1. Gene Ontology annotation, biological process: heterochromatin formation. The record is from RefSeq and is a predicted model, not a curated record. Gene Ontology annotation, molecular function: histone deacetylase activity. Gene Ontology annotation, cellular component: NuRD complex. Lineage: Eukaryota; Metazoa; Arthropoda; Insecta; Lepidoptera; Plutellidae.
CACUAAAAAAAAACAAAGAAAAACGCUUGGCGCCGUGGUUUACCGAGUCGUGUUGUGUAAAAUUCUCAAAAAUAGUUAAUAUUUGUGAUUUAACUUCUUUUUAGUGUUAUUUUAAUAAGCGAAAUGGCUAUGCAACCACACAGCAAGAAAAGAGUGUGCUAUUAUUACGAUAGUGACAUUGGCAACUACUACUAUGGGCAGGGACACCCGAUGAAGCCUCACCGCAUACGUAUGACGCACAACCUCCUGCUCAACUAUGGAUUAUACAGAAAAAUGGAAAUUUACCGACCACACAAAGCCACUGCUGACGAGAUGACAAAGUUCCACUCGGACGACUACAUCCGCUUCCUGCGCUCCAUCAGACCAGACAACAUGUCCGAGUACAACAAACAAAUGCAAAGAUUUAAUGUGGGUGAAGAUUGUCCAGUGUUUGAUGGUCUCUAUGAGUUCUGUCAACUAUCAGCUGGAGGCUCUGUGGCCGCAGCAGUCAAGCUCAACAAACAGGCAUCAGAGAUCUGCAUCAACUGGGGCGGCGGCCUCCACCACGCCAAGAAAUCCGAAGCGUCGGGCUUCUGCUACGUGAACGACAUCGUGCUCGGGAUCCUGGAGCUGCUGAAGUACCACCAGCGGGUGCUGUACGUGGACAUCGACGUGCACCACGGCGACGGCGUUGAGGAGGCCUUCUACACCACGGAUAGGGUCAUGACCGUGUCCUUCCAUAAGUACGGGGAGUACUUCCCGGGAACAGGCGACCUGCGCGACAUCGGCGCGGGCAAGGGCAAGUACUACGCGGUGAACAUCCCGCUACGGGACGGCAUGGACGACGACUCGUACGAGUCCAUCUUCGUGCCCAUCAUCAGCAAGGUCAUGGAGACCUUCCAGCCCAGCGCCGUCGUGCUGCAGUGCGGCGCCGACUCGCUCACAGGCGACCGGCUGGGGUGCUUCAACCUGACGGUGCGCGGGCACGGGCGCUGCGUGGAGCUCGUCAAGCGGUUCGGCUUGCCCUUCCUGCUCGUGGGCGGCGGCGGCUACACAAUCCGCAACGUGUCCCGCUGCUGGACUUACGAGACGUCGGUGGCGCUGGGCGUGGAGAUCGCCAACGAGCUGCCCUACAACGACUACUUCGAGUACUUCGGGCCCGACUUCAAGCUGCACAUCUCGCCGAGCAACAUGUCCAACCAGAAUACCCCGGAGUAUUUGGAUAAGAUCAAGAAUAGACUGUUCGAGAACCUGAGGAUGUUGCCGCACGCGCCUGGCGUUCAGGUACAAGCCAUCCCUGAAGACGCCGUCAACGACGAGUCAGAUGAUGAAGAUAAAAUCGACAAGGACGAGAGGCUGCCACAGAUCGAGAAGGACAAGCGCAUAACGGGCGACGGCGAGCUGUCGGACUCGGAGGACGAGGGCUCGGGCGGGCGCCGCGACAACCGCUCCUACCGCAGCGUGCAGCCGCGCAAGCGACCCCGGCUCGACAAGGACGGCGCGCCGGUGAAGGACGAGCUCAAGGCUGAAGACGUGAAAGACGAAGUGAAAAACGCGAGCGCAGCGGAGGAGCCAAAGAAAGAGGCGCCGACAAAUCCCUGAUUCAGCCGCGAGCGAGGCGGCGCCGCCCGACCGCGUCCGUAGCACAAAUGUGUCGCACCUAAGUGAGAUUCUGAAUUUAUAUUUUUAUUACGUCAAGAAGCUCAUGCGGCUGAAUUUAAACUAACGUAGAUAAACAUCUAUGGAAUUCCGCCUUUAUGUUUGUAUCUAUGUAUGUAAUGUAAGAUAUUAUGGUCGCCUCCAGACAAAUCUGAUCCAUCGUAAGAUAACAGUUACUUUGUUAUUUGUAAGUAAGGUAUUCUUCAUAUUUGUUAGCAGGCGACUUUACUAUUUAUUUAGACAACUUGGCAGUAUUUUAAAUCUGUUGUACGAUUUUAUUUGUGCAAGUACUGCUUUGAGUCAAUGUAAAAAGUGAUUUAGAGUCUUGAUCUUGGGUCGCAAUAGGUUUAUUUUUUUAUCUUCUUUAGGAUAAGAAUUUUGUCAAAGUAUUAUGUACAAUUAUUCUCUUAUAAUAAAUUCCGAGUAAAUUAUGAAGUAAGAAUUUGGCUGAAAGUCUUAAAAUAUUCCCUGAUCUACAGUACACUUGAUAAGCAAGUGAUCACGAUAAUAUAAAAUCAUAUAUUAAUUAUUUCAUAAUUUGACGAGUAAAAGGCUACAUGUCUUUUCGGAUCUUAUACUAAGUAUCAAGCCGCGUUUUCACGAUUUGAAUAUACCGGUCCUACCGACUGAUGCUACUCACCCGAGCCGGUCCGUUUUAUCACUUGACAUCUACAGACUCGGAUCAUACUCUACUUUCAAUACUUUUAUAUAAUCGUGAAAACACGUCUUUAAGUAACUAACUACAGUUAGCGUGUUGACUGGUUUGUAUUUAUGUAAUACAAAUAUGAUGAGGCCACUUGAGUCAUACUGUCAUAUUUUUAUUCCACAUUGCCAGUCUUGUACAGAAUGAAGUAUAGAAUUUAAUUAACUAUGAUGACAACGCAGGUAUUUCUUCGAUUUAGAUAGAUAGAACUCUAUUAUGUCGCCGGUUAGCAUUUUUUUAAACUCUGGUUGGAUGACUAAAGCAUUGUUGAUAUCAAUUUAACUUAAAUUAGAAUUAUUUAGAAAAAACCAUAUGGAAUUCCUAUUGUAUAUUGUGAAAUUGUUUGCUCAUAAUUUUAUAACUUACCAAAUUGUUCAUUUUAACGUGUGAUACGAUCUCUUAUUUUCUCUCCUUGCUAAUAGCUACUUACGUUAACAAUGCAAGAAGACAAAUAAAAGAUCUCAAUGAGCAGAUACCAUUAUAAUUUCAUCUUUAGGUCAAUAAACUAAUUAAGGUAUAACUGCAUUUAGACUGAAUUUUAUGUGUAAGCUUCUGAAACAAUUUCAAAUGACCGAAAACAAUGUUUAAAAUCUAUUACCCUGUGUUACACUAGGCCACAUGUGUCAGUUACUAAAUAUGGCUAGUUGGGGUGAACGGCAGGGCCCGCCCGUCACGCUGUCAUCUUUGCAUUUAUCUUGUACGUAUAAAUUAGAUAAUUUGAAAACUACUGUACGAAUCUCUUCAGAAUGAACACACAUGAAUCAAUGUGUUGUUCUUCAAGCAAUUAAAUACACCGAUGUGUCAAUAUAAUACAUGAACGACUGAAAUAGUUUUUUUGUAACACUAAACAUUACGAUAGUUUUGUAUGAAAGAAACCACUGGAAUUUCGUUGUAAAUAUGCCUAAUUUGUAAUUUAAUUUGUUAUAAUAAAAUAAUAUCAAAAUA